AUGUAUUCGAAAUAAAAGAAUCAAAAGGGAAAGCCUGAAUGGGUUUCAUCAUUUGUAGAUUAGGAUCGUUAUAAGUUAUCGUAGGCUGAAUUGAUGUAAAAGAAAAUUAGUUUAAUGUCAAAACAUCGUAUGGAAGCUAAAGAUUAAUGGUAAUAAGUAUAAGAAAAAUUGAAAAACAAUGUUAUGGAUGAUGAUACUUAAAAGGUUUAAUUUUCUUGAUUAAAAUAGAUUUAUUUAACUGCUUUGCAUUCUAAGGGCUUAAAUAAUUCAACUUCAAAAAGAAGAAAUUUAACAUAAAUGAUUGAAUGGGAAAAAUCUGAAAGAGCCCAUUCAUAAAGUUAAUUUAAACCAGAUAUUCUUGAAUAAGCUAAAAUGUUAUUAUUAGAAAGUGAAAGAGGACAAUAAAAUUAGGAUCCAAACUUUCUUCAUAAAAUUAAGUAAGAUUUAGAGGAAACAAAAUCAUUUGUUGCAAAAGUAUAAUUUAUUAUAUAUAUUAUUUAUAGGCUUAAAGAUUAAAGAAACCAGAAAAAAUAUUAAAAGCAUAAUAAGAAAAAUCAAUUGAUAAAAGCAAAUAAGAGAUAAAAAAAUAAACAAUCAAAUAAAAUCAAAUAAAUGAAGAAAAAUAAUAAAACUAAGAAAAUUAUGGAUUUAAUGGUAUGAAAAAUUUAGAUAAUGUAAUUUCAUUUCUUGAAAAUACAUUACAUUCUUAAGAAGUCUAAAUUUCAUAAUUAAAAGAAGAGAAUCCUUUUCGUAAUGCAGCUUUAACUGAUACAAAAACUAUAUAUUCAGAAAUUCCUAAUUAUUCUGUAAAUAACACAUAAAAUAAAUUUUAUCCUAAAGAAGAAUAUUGCUUAGGUUAAUAAUAAAGUAUUGAGAAUUUCAAUUAAGAUACAAAAUAAUAAAAUCUAUAAUUUCAAAAUAAAGAAAAUGAUUUUAUAAAUUCUCGUAUUUAAAAGGAUGAAUUUAGUAAUUUAAAUUAAUCAGAGAUUCCUAAAAAUGAUAUACCUAAAUAUGAAUAAUUUAAAAAAGAUAUUAUGAAAAUAGAAGAAUAACAUCCAAAUUAAUUUGUAUAAUAGAAAUUAAAUUUUGAUAAGGUUUGUUUUACUACUAAAAAUGAAUUAUCUUUUGAUGAUAAUAUUGAUUAAUUGAGAUAAUUACUUGAAUAAACUAGAUAAGAAUUAAAUUAAAUGAAUUUAUAAGAUUCUAGUAUUAUAGAAUGUAAUAAUAGUUAAAGAGAUAUAAAUAUUUAAUUAAAUUAAAUAGAACCUUUAUAAUAGAAACAUGUAAAUUACUAAAAGAUUCAUCGAAAAUACAAGAAUUGUGAUACUUUUGAUAUUAAUGAUCAUUUAAUGUGA
Messenger RNA from Paramecium primaurelia, 1355 nucleotides. Lineage: Eukaryota; Ciliophora; Oligohymenophorea; Peniculida; Parameciidae. The record is from the annotation of a GenBank genome assembly.